ACGUUGCUCUCUGCAAAAUGAUUUCGGGAAGGGACGGGGGUGGUUUGAGCUCCCGAAUAAACUUUUCUUUACAGUGCUCGCCGAGUCAUGAAACAGCAGUGGUAAAGUGCCGGACCGCGGGAGCCGCAAACGUUUUCUGCGCUGGACCGCCUUCUCCUAAAUCUCUAACUGGAAUGCUAAAAUGUCAAAAGGUUUAGCUUUCACACGACAUUUAGGCCAUUUUUCAUUAAAAAGAACAACUUGAGGAUCUCCUGGAUGUCAUCUCAAAUACUACUAAUAACUCAUAGAAGAAGAAUGCUGCAGGGAGAGAGCCAAUCUGGUUUAGUUUAGUUUAAGAUGACCACUAGUUGAUGGUGAGUUCCAGUGCCACCUUGGGCCAGUCACCCUCUCUAGCCCUAGGAAGGAGACAAGGGCAAACCACUUCUGAAAAACCUCAAGAAAACUGCAGAACUAUUUCAGAACUCUGGCUUGAAGGAGCUGGAGUGAUGAAUGGGACUCUGAUUGCAGGCACACCCAUUGCGGUAGAUUUUUGGAACAUCAGGAAAGCUAGGCAGGCUCGCUUGUUCUUUCUUUCUCAUAUGCACAGUGACCACACUGUGGGGCUUUCCAGCACCUGGAACCAACCUGUUUAUUGUUCGCCUGUUACAGGUCAAAUUCUACAUCUCAGGCUGAAGGUAGCUAAGCAAUGGAUCUGUCCUUUGGAAGUGGGAGAUAGCCAUGUUGUGGCUUUGGAUGAUAUUGGCAGAGAGACCAUGACAGUGACCUUGAUAGAUGCUAACCAUUGCCCUGGAUCUGUCAUGUUCCUUUUUGAAGGGUACUUUGGUGUCAUCCUCUACACAGGUGAUUUUCGUUACACUCCUAACAUGCAGCAAGAUCCAGUUCUAAGGAACUCAAAGUUUAUCAAUUUCCUCUAUCUGGAUAAUACUAAUUGUCGCCCUGAAAUUAUCUUACCAUCCCAGGAACAGGCCAUUGAGCAAAUUAAAAAGUUGAUUAGGGACCAUCCUGAUCAUCAGGUGAAGAUUGGUACAUAUAGCUUGGGAAAGGAGUCACUUUUGGUGGAACUGGCCCAAGAAUUUCAUACAUGGAUUGUGGUGAGUCCCCAGAAGUUGGAGCUUAUGCAGCUGUUGGAGAUUGAGAAUGUUUUCACUUCUGAAGAAGGAGCUGGAUGGAUUCAUGCUGUGGAUUUUUCAGAAAUCUGCAAAGAAACAAUGACCAACUGGAAUCGGAAUCAUCCAACCAUAGCUAUUCUCCCUACCAGCAGACCAGUGAAAAUCAGACACCCUAAUAUGCAUGUUGUUCCUUAUUCUGACCACUCAUCUUUCCAAGAACUAUUAGAAUUUGUAGCUUGGCUAAAGCCCUGCUCCAUCAUUCCUGUAGUGAAGAAUGAGGCAUGUCAAGUAUAUUUUCAACAAUACUUGAGCUCUGAAAACUAUUCACUUCUGGAAUCUAAAGUUCCAGAAUCAGUUAAACAAGUCAAGCAAAACAAAAAGAAAGAAAAGCUGAUAAAACUGCUCAAAUUGUCAGCCUCUCACCAUGCUCCAAGGGGAGUUUGCUUUGACUCGCCUGAAAAAUGUACUGGACAGAAUGAAUAUUACCCUGAAACAGAAAUUUCUGAGCAGUGCUGCUCAGAAUCCACAAACGGAACUGUGCCUUAUUCUAGACAAGAACAGUGUGCUCAGUUUCCACAGUGUGAAGAGAAACAGCAAGAAACAAUGCUAGAACUAUCAAACCUUAAGAAUGACCGAGUACUUCCUGUGGUAGAGUCAGAAAACAUGUUUUCCACCAAACAACAGCUGAAAGACAAUGCUGACAAUGAAUUGAAAACGUGUCACACAGUUGUAACAUCAACAUGCACAUGCAUUUUCUCCAAUGACAGAAAGGAUACAAUCUCCAGACUAGAAAGAGUUCCUUCUUCCUGUGAGAACAGAGACUGUCUUGCUCAACCAGUCUUGGACAAUGAUGUCUUCUCAACAGCAUCACAGCCUGAUCAAAUUCACAGAGUGGCCAGUCAACAGGUUUUAAAAAACCUUUGUCAUGAAUAUAAUUUAUCUCCCUUAAAUUUCUCAAAACGAAAGUCCCUAGAAAACUUUGAUUUGCAAGUAGAAAACUACUUAAAAAGAGGAAGAGUAUCAAUAGGCAUAGAGUAAUAUAAACUUGCAUUCUGGACAAGAACUUACAGGAAAAAGCAAAAUGUCUGAUCAAGUGCCAAAAGAGGGUAGCUAUGGAAUAAUAAUCUGAUUUUCAAGUGAGGCAUAUCUGCGUCCUUCCCCCACCUGCUCCAGUUACUCAUUAAAAUAGAUCUGUCUGAUCCAUUUUGAUAAAAAGUGAAUCUUCAGUAUUAACAGCAUGUCUCUUCACUUUUUAGGUUUUCUCCUAUCUUUUAGGGCUGCUUAUUGGUAUUAAUUCAGCUGAAAAAUCAUAGACCCCUAAAUAUGUACUUUUGUUGACAUAAUUGGGAUUGUUUUUUAACUGAGGGGCAAUCUGUCUUUUCAUGACUUAUUCACUACUGAAAUCUUUCCUGUGAAUUAACAAUAUUUCUGAAAAAGGAAUGUGGUUUGUCAGUGAUAUAUUUAUAUUUUUCCGAAUAAAAUUUUAAAAUGAAAA
This is a messenger RNA of Pantherophis guttatus, 2604 nucleotides long. The record is from RefSeq and is a predicted model, not a curated record. Lineage: Eukaryota; Metazoa; Chordata; Lepidosauria; Squamata; Colubridae.